UCAAAGCCGUUCACAACCUGCGUGAUAGUGUCUAUAAUGGCGUCCAGACGACGUCCCGCUGACAGCGUGAAAACAGACAAGAAGAAGAAGAAGACGACGACGACGAGUGAGGAAACCGCUGAACUCUGUUCACUUGUAGGCGACGAGCAGGUGAAGAAGAGUGUGCAGGAGGCGUGGAGCCAGAGGACUGCUCACAGACAGGGAGAUCUGGAGUUGGACUGCCACCCUUUCCCUCACUGCAUCAUCAAGAACUUCCUCGGCAGCGAGACAUUCGUGAAGAACUUGCAGAGAGAACUGAUGGAGCUCAACUUCCAUGAGAAGUCAAAUGAUCUGUACAAAUUCAAACAGUCAGACGACUUGAAGAAGAGAACAGAGCCACAUAUCUCGGGACUGAGGGCAGCACUGUUUGGGCGUUUCCGCUCUUGGCUUGGGGAGGUGUUGCAGGUUGCACUGGAGCCCGUGGUGGAUAUCUCUUGUGCCAAAUAUGAAUACACAGAUGUUCUUCUGUGUCACGAUGAUGAAUUGGAGGGGAGGCGCGUUGCUUUCAUCCUGUAUCUCGUGCCUCCGUGGCAGAGCAGCGACGGAGGAACCCUCGAUCUUUACACAACAGACAGUAAUUUCCACCCACAGAGUAUAGUGAAGUCGCUCGUACCCUCUUUGAACACGCUCGUCCUCUUUGAAGUUUCUCCAGUCUCCUUCCACCAAGUGUCAGAAGUUUUGACGCGGGCCAAGUGCCGUUUGUCUCUUAGCGGUUGGUUUCACGGGCCGUCAUUGGAGCGCCCUCCUCGCCACAGAGGGCCCCCUAUCCCACGGAGCCCACACUUACCAAGAGAUGAAACAUUGCUGCUGGAGUGGGUCAAUCCAGUGUACUUGGACAUAUCUUACCAAGAGCAGAUCCAGGAGGAAUUUGAGGACAGCUCGGAAAUCCAGCUCAAAGAUUUUCUCAAGGAGGAAAAGUUCAAGGAGGUGAAAGAAGCACUGCACCUCGCUCAGAUUCAGUGGACAAAGAGAGGACCACCUAAUAAGAGAUGCUAUGAAGCGGCCUCUAUGAACACUUUACCUCAGUGUGUGAGUGCGUGUUGGGAGCUGCUCAGUUCAGAGGCAUUCUUCCUGCUUCUCUCCAACUUCACCGGCCUUCGAUUGCACUACCUGUGUCCUGCCGAUGAUGAUGAUGAGAAUAAAGAUGAAGAGAAAAAAGAUGAAGAGAAGAAGGAUGUACGGGACGCUGAAGCCACAGGGUCUUCGACCAAAUCACCAUCAGCAAAUGCGAGCGGAGAGAAAGAGCUGAGCACACCCAUGUGUUGUGGGGAACUACGUCGAUGGUCUUAUGGCGGCUACACUCUGUUGCAUGAUACAGAAGCAUCACGUGCAGAGUACGCUCUGGACCUUGUUUUACCUUUUUGUGGAGCAGACUGGCAGUCAGAGUUCGGGGGCUUCACUUGUUAUGUUGCUAAUGAAGAGGAUGAGGAGCUGCUGACAGUGUAUCCAGAGGAUAAUUCCCUCGCCCUCGUCUACAGAGACAAAGAAACCCUCAAAUUUGUCAAACAUGUCAACCACAAAAGCUUGUCUGAUUCUGACAACAGUUUUACCUGCAGAUCCUUUUUUGACUUCUCAUUUGUGUACUAUGAAUAAAUAUAUGUCUGUCCA
Pseudoliparis swirei is the source of this 1647-nucleotide messenger RNA. It is a transcript of the gene ogfod1, whose product is annotated as 2-oxoglutarate and iron-dependent oxygenase domain containing 1. NCBI's taxonomy places the organism in Eukaryota, Metazoa, Chordata, Actinopteri, Perciformes, Liparidae. The transcript is spliced from 13 exons. Gene Ontology annotation, biological process: peptidyl-proline hydroxylation; regulation of translational termination. The coding region runs from base 37 to 1632 and encodes 531 amino acids. Gene Ontology annotation, molecular function: L-ascorbic acid binding; peptidyl-proline dioxygenase activity; iron ion binding. The record is from RefSeq and is a predicted model, not a curated record. Gene Ontology annotation, cellular component: cytoplasm.